Molecule: messenger RNA, 402 nt
Organism: Hibiscus syriacus
Lineage: Eukaryota; Viridiplantae; Streptophyta; Magnoliopsida; Malvales; Malvaceae
Product: glycine-rich protein 5-like
Exons: 2
Coding region: 1-402 (133 amino acids)
Source: RefSeq, a predicted model, not a curated record
AUGGAACAAGCGAUGCAAGCCAAUGCGCCCGCGGCGGACUCACCCAAGGUGAAUGGCAUUGAUGACGAGAACCAUUUUGUAUAUGGUGGAGUUGGUGGAUUUGCUGGGAUGGGAGGCUUUGCGGGUGUCGACGGGGGUCUCGGUGGGAUCGGAAAAUUUGGUGGCAUCGGUGGUGUAGCUGGAAUUGGUGGUUACAAAGGCAUCGGUGAUCUAGGCGGUUUCGGAGGCGGACUUGGAGGUAGUGGAACUGGCGGUGGAGACAACGGUCAAGGUGGUUUAGGCUGUGGAGGUAGCAGCGGAGUUGGAGGUCCAGAUGGUUUAGGUGGUUUUCCUGGAAUAAGUGGAGGUGGACAUGGAGUUGGUGGUUCUACAAGUAGUGAGAUUAUACCAUAUCUUCCUUAA